Striga asiatica is the source of this 1485-nucleotide messenger RNA. Lineage: Eukaryota; Viridiplantae; Streptophyta; Magnoliopsida; Lamiales; Orobanchaceae. The record is from the annotation of a GenBank genome assembly.
AUGGGAAUCCUGUUGAGAUCCACGAGGUUAAUCUGUGCAAAUCUCAAUUCCAUAUCCAAAUUCUCCUCAAAUCCGUUGGUUUAUCGUCGAGAGAGAUAUACUCCGAGGAGGAUGAUGAGCUAUUUGACCGGGCACGACCAACCCCAGAGGUUUGUGAUGGCGCGUGUAGACGACGAUUCAAUUUAUUAUCAUCAAUUCUUGACCGACGACAACCUCUCCUGGGAGCACAGCGAUCUCCACGUUAAACGCCGGUACAAAUAUUUUCUUCCUUAUGCCAGUUGCAACGCGUUGGUACUGGCGGCUACAGAUCCCGGCCGUCGGAAGGUGGCUCUCUGGAACCCUACCACCGGUGAGAUCAAAGCCCUUCCUAAACCCAUCAUCAGUGUUCCCUUCAGACCUUCCGUCGCGAGGGCCAAAGUUUUGGCCCAUGGCUUCGGGUUCGAUCCCGCGACUCAGGACUACAAGGUGAUAAGGUUUCUUUACUUGAGAAUUGAAGGAUGUGGUUUGAUAUCUGAUGGCCUCGAAAUUCAUCUCUACUCGCUCAAAACUCAUUCCUGGAAGGAAAUCAGAGCUUCUGUGGACGAUCCAGCUCCCGAUUUCAGUAUUCACAUAAACGGCGUUUGCUAUUGGUUCAACGGUGAUAUUGAUAUCAUGUCCUUCAACUUUGCUAAUGAGGAAUUUGGGCAAAUUCCGAUGCCCCCAACUGAUUCGAUCGACACUCCCCUGUGUAAUUUUUGUUUUGCCCGAAUCGAUGACUCCUUUGCAGUUGUUCUUUACGACUGUCCUGAGGAUUUGACCAACCUCCCUCGCUCUAGAAAGUUUGAAAUCUGGAAAUGGGAUAAUGAUGACGUGUCGUGGGCCCGAGUGCCUGUCGAAACUGAUGCCGUGCCUGCUGCUGCUGAUGCUCAGCAGCUAGUGGCUCUUGUGAAUGGGAAUAAGCUGUUUGUUAGGGAUUCGCAGGGUGAAAUACUUACUUUUGACAUUGACACAAGGGAGUUGAAGCAUCUCCAUUUGCGUUCUAAUGAAUAUGAAGUUUUUGUUCUUCCUUAUGUUGAGAGCUCAUUUCCAAUCAAAGCCAGCAAAGUUAAAAAGGGCAGGCAGCGGCAAAAAUUUUGUUUUCUCUCCUCAUAUCCAUACACUAACAACAUCAACAGCAACAACGCCGCCGCCGACGACAAGCUCAUGCUUUUGGUGGGGCAGGGUAACAAAAAUCUAUCCUUAUUCUCAAUUGAAAACAACUCUCUCCAACUGAGCAACAUCAACAGCAACGGCGCCGCCGACGACGACAAUCUUAUGCUUGUGGUGGAGUUGGGUAACAAAAAUACAUCCUUAUUCUCAAUUGAAAACAACUCGCACGAACUAAACAACAUCGACAUCAACGGCAACGGGGCCAGCGAGAACAAUCUCGUGCUUGUGGUGGAGCAAUAUACCAACAACGGGCCCCACAAACUUUCCGUACACUCAAUUGAAAACAAGCGCUCGAAC